Phytophthora sojae is the source of this 594-nucleotide messenger RNA. RefSeq lists its product as hypothetical. NCBI's taxonomy places the organism in Eukaryota, Oomycota, Peronosporomycetes, Peronosporales, Peronosporaceae. The annotation marks the transcript as partial. The transcript has 2 exons. The record is from RefSeq and is a predicted model, not a curated record.
CUGCUGCGGUGCUUCCCUCACUGCUGCCCAGAGCACGUCAAGCGCAGCUACUGCGGAUGCUCCGUGCACGUGUUGGUCACCUUCUCGGCGGGCGUGAGCGGUGCGGAGCUAGGAGGCAUCGCCGUCUGCGCUCGCUUCGAGCCGUCGCGGGUCGCGCCGAUCUGGCCGGCAGGUGUGGCUGAGCUCGCUCGUUAUGUCGGUGCCGCAGAGAACGACGAGGACGAGAGCAAGCGGAAGGACGAGAGAGGACUGGACAUCGGCGAGACUGUCGCGCUGCCGACCAGCUUGUUCGCUUCUGCUGCUGAUGCAGACGAGUCGACGGCGACUUGCUCUGGCUGGCUGCGCGCGACUAGAGAGACCAACGAGCGGCAUCGCGCGUUUCCCAAGAAUACUGCUCUCUACGUUUUCAACCGAGGUCGAUCCCCCAAGUGGAUGUACAGCUACGACAGCAGCGUGACGCGCGCACAGCGCGAGAUGACGCACCAUCUCGUUGUGUAUGCAUUCCUCCCGCGGCCAACAGUAAAUACGAGUGGAGAACAACAGUAUCAGACGGACAGCAGCAACGCAGUCGUUUUGGCGCGGCAUGCGUCGCCA